Mercenaria mercenaria is the source of this 2910-nucleotide messenger RNA. Its product is annotated as chordin-like. NCBI's taxonomy places the organism in Eukaryota, Metazoa, Mollusca, Bivalvia, Venerida, Veneridae. The record is from RefSeq and is a predicted model, not a curated record. Gene Ontology annotation, molecular function: protein binding. The transcript has 23 exons. The coding region runs from base 1 to 2556 and encodes 851 amino acids.
AUGAUAGUUUGUGCAUUUAAUUGGAGAUAUUUAGAUGACUUUGCAGGUUGUUGGCUAGGAAAUCAGUUUUACAUGGUGGGGGAUCGUUGGAGUCCUUCAAUAAAUCCACAUGGAUUGAUGGUAGUUAAACAUCAUCGUGUUCAAUUAGAAGGGAGAGUGCUGUGUACAAACAUCAAGCGUGAGUGUCCAAAACCAAAAUGUGCCACGCCCAUUCUCAGACCAAAUACAUGCUGUAAGAUAUGUCCAGGUCAAGAUACGUCAUAUGAGGACCAGUUCAACACUGUUGACACUGCUACAUCCACAAACCCAGUUCUGACAGAAAGAAGUCUACCCGAAAAAGAUAUGAGUGCAUUAUUGGUAGGCGGUGGGCGUCAGAAACACGGUGGUCGAACUGUUCGAACAAGAGCGGUUGCUAUGGUGCAUAUUACAAAUAUAACCGAAGAUUCAUUCAACUACGCAGUUAGAUAUUCAAGAUUGAAGGAUCCCGUAUACUUCAAAAUAACUGAUGAAUAUGGUAACCCAGUCAUUGAACGGAAGAUACCGAGGCAGCAGUCAAGAUCAGGAAUGAUAUAUGAUAAAGUUGAGAACAUACCAAAGAACUAUGUGAAGUAUAUACUACAAAACAAUGCAUACAUCACAAUAACUACCACGAGACACAAAAGGGGCGAAAUACAUGGAUAUCUCCGGACUAACACUAUUGCCGCAAUUGCAUCAUUUGAAGCCUUAUUGAAUCCCCCAGACAAAUCAGGAAUCGGAGCUCUUGUAACGAUGUUUUAUGACGUCACAACAAAAAUGGCGUCCUUCGUCAUUCAAGUCGAUGGAUUUCGUCAUUCGAAAAUAAUUUCAGACGAAUAUUUUGUGAGUUUCGAGAAAGAUACAGAAAUAAUACAUCAACAUAUUUUGAGAGUUUCACACCAGAAAUAUCAGAUGGUAGGGAAAGUAAGCGUUGAUAGCAAAAUGUCCAAACAAAUAGCCCGCGGAAGGUUACAUGUUCGAGUGACGUCACGUUCAGGAGCGACAAUGGUUGGUCAGCUCAGACCGAGGCUCCUACGUACAGAUAUGAUAGGGACGUUUGCCACGACUAACCGCAGUGCCGGAUAUGUUUUGAUGACACUAGAAGAUGACGGAAGCUUGAAAUACAAGGUUUCGUUUCAUUUGCCGCAUAGUGCUUCCAUUAACAUUGUAUUACAACGGCAAAUUAAGAAUAAUGCGAGCUGGAAAGAUUUCGCCAAGCUUCUAGAGGAGACAGAGCACUACAACGAGCCUCGUUUUGAGGCUGAAGGGUCGUUUAAAAAGUUACGAGCAAGGGACAUUGUGUUUAUACAGAAUGCUGGUGUGCGAAUUAGGAUUACAAUAAAUAAUGAAGACAUUUACACUAGAGUGUAUCCAUUACAAAGGAAGACAGAUUUUUUAUUCAAAGCGUCAGAUAGGAUGCUACGAUCGACGUAUUGUGAAUCACCAGCAUUUGUGUUUUAUGACGUCAGCAAAAAUUGCUCCGACCUAAGUUACUACGUCAUAUCAUCUGGCGCACGUGACGAGACCCUAGACAUGACAUUUACCAUAGAAACUAGAAACGCCGGCUCUUUUAUAAGAAAACUAGAAAAGCCGAUGGGAACAAUUACUGGGAUAGGAGAUGGCGUGUACAGAGACAUAAAUCAUGGUAAAGCGACAGCGAGGCUUAGGGUCUCCGGUGACGUAUGUGAACAGUACGAAGGAAAGAUUCGAAUUAGGAACAAUUGCUGGAAGAAGUCGUUUCCACAGACCACUACAGGUUCGGUGAUAGAUUCGCAAGAAAACGGGUUAGAAAUAGAUAGAUUUGACACAUUCAGAUGUUAUUACGAAGGGCAGUUUUAUGCGCAUGCGCAGUCUUGGAUACCAGCAGACGACAAUCCUUGCGUCACUUGCAGAUGUAAUAGAGGCAAAGUGCACUGUGACAGAAUGAUCUGCCCGCCCACUUCGUGUAAAUAUCCAAUCAAAAGAGAAGAUGAGUGUUGCCCUGUAUGCAAUGACGACAACGAUACUGAGAAAAAGCACUCCGGAAGUUGUUAUUUUGAGGGCGACAAGCGUUGGCAUCUGGCCGGAUCCUACUGGCAUCCAUUUGUUCCACCAUUUGGCUACUCAAAAUGUGCUAUAUGCAACUGUGUACAAUCGACCUUAGAGGUGAAUUGCACAAGGGUACCAUGCCCAGCAUUGAACUGUCCAAAACAUCAGCGAAUUAGAGUAAAACCUGAUGACUGUUGCCAGGUUUGUCGAGGAAGGAACGAUGCUGCAGUUAGUUUUGAUGACAUUUUCCUGAAGACAAAGAGAAAAGGCAAGGAAGGGUGUACAUUUGGAGGUGGUUUGUUUCAGCACGGUGAUAAAUGGCACCCUGUGUUACACCCAUUCGGAGAGAUGAAAUGUUACACGUGCUCAUGCAAAAAUGGUAAAGCUCGAUGUAGAAAGCAGAGAUGUCAACCUUUAGACUGCAAACACCAGUACAGACCGUCAGGAGAAUGUUGCCCUGCAUGCACAGAGAAGAAGUCAAGACAGAAGGGCAGUAAUGAAAUAUUAGUUUAGGGUGUGUGACGUUCUUUGUUUCUGUUAUAGCUGCUGUUGUUGUUGUUGUUUCUGUUAUUUGUGGUCACAUUUUACUCUUUUUAUCUGGAUGUCAAGGGGUCGACGGUGAAACGAAAUAUUAUUUAAAUAUAAUGUAAAAUUGCCUUGCUUCAAGUGAAACAAUCCACUUAAUAUUAACAGCUUGACUAAUCUGAACAGUUUACAGUGUCCAAUCAUUUACCCGGAAUGCUUUGGUUCCCUCUUAUUGUCUGAUUUGAAAACGUCCAGACAAAUCAUUCAGACUUUAUAUUGCAUUUUGGUUUUUAUUUUACACUCAUAAAAGUUUGUAUUGUGUUGAUCAGUUGAAUAAAUGCA